Messenger RNA from Colletes gigas, 2237 nucleotides. RefSeq names its product zinc finger protein 341-like. The transcript is spliced from 9 exons. Bases 147 to 2237 code for a protein of 696 amino acids. Lineage: Eukaryota; Metazoa; Arthropoda; Insecta; Hymenoptera; Colletidae. The record is from RefSeq and is a predicted model, not a curated record.
UCAUUCGCUGGUCUGGUCUGGUCAGCAACAACGCUGGCAGGGCGUAGAAAUUCUCGGUAUGUUUUCGACUUGGUAUUUGUUCGUUUUCUUUACAUUAAACGACUCAUGAAAGCCUGAUCGCUGGUUUCGCUUAAAAUGAAGCGUUAAUGUUAUUGCAAAGUAUGGCGCAAUCUAUUUUCGACGCUUUAACAGGCGUAUCUUUGGACAGUCCUGUGCAAUCGUUAUUAGAGUCUCAGACUCUAAUAACUGAGGUUGAUCACUCAGUGAUAGAUCAGGAUGAAGAAGAUAUAUUUCAGUGCGGGAAAUGCAAAAGCCAGUUUACAUCGCUGCACAUGUUUAUAUUGCACAAAAGGGCCCAUCAGAAAACGCAUGAGGAAACCAUAGAUCUGAGUCAAUUUUUAGUGAAUGAUGAAAGCCAACCUGUUCAUACAGAAGAAAAUGAUCAAGAUACAUCGCAAUACAAUCCACAACAAACAUUUGUUCAAAAUGAUCAACUUGGUGAACCAAUUAUACUCGAAGAAUCAGACAUGCUCUUUAGCAUGGAUCAAGAGGGUGCUAGUUAUUUUACAACAGAUUCCUCAUUUAGUGUUCCAAUUAUAUUGAGUUCAGAAAGCUUGGAUCCUUUUGCAAACUCGACUAUUCCAUCUGAUAAUGAGCCCAUGAAUGACGAUUCAAGCGAUGUAUCUCAAGUUUUACCCAGUGAUAUUUCUCAAGAGCACACCAUUAACAAUUCAGAAAAGGUUGAUAUACAAAUGACUGAAAAUUCAUUAAUAGAUUCAGAUACUAUUGCUAAUCAAACACAAAAUUUAAAAUACAAAUGCGGUUACUGUAACAAACAGUUCGCGAAAAAAUUUUAUUGGCAACAACAUGAACGUUCCCACACAGGGGAAAAACCAUAUCAGUGCGUAGUAUGCGGACGUGCGUUCGCACAAAAAUCCAACGUGAAGAAACAUAUGUCGUCCCAUAAAGUUUGGCCCGGCACUGCUAUACACUCUUUACCCCCUGAGGUACCUCCGGAUGGAAGCAUAGACCGUACCUAUCACUGUCAGUUUUGCAAAGAAAUAUUCGAUUCGUACAAAGCUCUAAAGGGCCACCUUAUAGUCUCUCACUUAGCACUAAAAGUGUACAAAUGUGUGCAAAGUAGCUGUAGCAUGAUGUUUUCCGAACUUGAAGAUUUCUUGGAACAUACCCGCAGUCAUAAGAGAUCAGAAUAUCGUUGUCAUGUGUGUGGUGGAGUAUUUAAUACUCUGUCUGAUCUUGGGCUACAUCAAUAUACUCAUUCCGUCCAAAAACAAAAAACAACAGAGAAAUAUUACUGUUGCUCUAUUUGCAAGUCCUCCUUCUCGAAUUUGGAGGCUUUGCAACAUCAUACCGAAACUACAACACACGAUUACGCCUGUCUGCAUUGUGGAAAAAGUUUCUUGAUCGAACGAUUUUUAAGGCGUCAUUUAAAAACGCACGCCUCAUCCGCGCGAUUUGCCUGCGAAGAUUGCGGGAAGGCCUUUAAAACUGAGCAAUAUUUAGCCAAUCAUAAAUUAAUACAUAGCGAGGAGACACCGUUUCUAUGUCCACACUGUCCAGCUAGAUUCAAACGAAAAGAUCGUUUGGGUCGCCACAUGCUGAUUCAUGAUUUAACAAAGAGAUUAAAGUGCCCCUUCAGAGGUUACUUAGGUUGCAUGAGUGAAUUUUCGCGACCUGAUAAAUUAAAGCGUCACCUUCUGACGCAUAGCAAUAUCAAAAGAUUUAGUUGUAGUCAUUGUAAUCGUAAUUUCCAUCGGGCACAAGCUCUUAAGCAUCACGAGAUGAAUAAGCAUAGUUUGAAAUGCGAAAUUUGUUCACACGCAUUUAAAACUAAAGAGCAGUUACUGACUCAUAAUUGUGACCAGUCGAACGAGACUAAAAAGCACUCGAGCUCACAGUUACCUAAGAAAGCUUCUGGAUCAUUUAAACCAAGGAAACCUACUCCAAAGAGACAAACAUCAUCAAAGACUGCAAUUGGACUUGCUGAUAAGGAGAAACUAGAGAAAUUUAAGGCUGAUGAAUUACAAAGAAAAAUUACCUCCGAAACGUUAAAGUCUGACGAUUACAAAGAUGAAAUUUGUACCAAAAAAGUAGAGAAUAUUUCUAUAUCAAAAGAAAUUGGUUCAACGAUCGAAGUACUCAUUAGAUCUGAUGCAACGGACAAUGAAAUCAAACGCAACAUUGAUACAUAUUCGGUACAACAGAUAGGCGAAUAG